Messenger RNA from Neltuma alba, 687 nucleotides. RefSeq names its product CRIB domain-containing protein RIC6-like. Bases 1 to 687 code for a protein of 228 amino acids. The record is from RefSeq and is a predicted model, not a curated record. NCBI's taxonomy places the organism in Eukaryota, Viridiplantae, Streptophyta, Magnoliopsida, Fabales, Fabaceae. The transcript has 4 exons.
AUGGCGGCGUCGUCCAACAAUAAGGUGAAGGGCCUUCUGAAAGGGCUGAGAUACAUUUCUCAGAUAUUUGAUAAUGAAAAAGAGGAAGAAAUGCAGAUUGGUAACCCUACAGACGUAAAGCACGUGGCUCAUAUAGGAUGGGAUGGCCCAUCAGUAAAUUCACCCAGCUGGAUGAACGAGUUUAAAAACACCCCGGGAGCUCCUCCAGAUGUUAACGGAGACCUUCAUAACAUCAACGCUAACAGAGAGAUUGACAUGUUCACCUCCCAAGAUUCAAGAGGAAGAACGCCGAGAUCUGUGAAUUCGUCGGAUAGAGACUCACCGGAUAUACCGAAGUCAUCGAGACGGCAGUCGAGCGGCGACUUCAUCAUGGAUUCACCGAGCAGAGACAAGCCAGAAAAGCCAAGGCAGAGAAGGUCAUCGAAAAACAAGGAUUCUCGAAGCUCCGCGGCCUGUGAUUUGGGCGAAGGAAGUGAGUCGCCAGCGAGGAAUCUGCCUGGCAUUCCCAAGAAGUCCCGAAGGAAGAAAUCCAAAGAAGCUUCUAGUAGUGCUGGUGGCGGAUCAACAAAAUCCAGAUUGAAAUCUCAAAACUCGGAUUUGGACGUCGGGUCGCCGUCUUGCUCCCUAACAAAGUCCAGGAACAAACAAAGGUCCUUCGACGAGGACGCACAGAGUGAAAAAGGAUAA